Molecule: messenger RNA, 765 nt
Organism: Aplosporella prunicola CBS 121167
Lineage: Eukaryota; Fungi; Ascomycota; Dothideomycetes; Botryosphaeriales; Aplosporellaceae
Exons: 2
Coding region: 1-765 (254 amino acids)
Biological process (GO): exocytosis
Cellular component (GO): Golgi to plasma membrane transport vesicle; cell tip
Molecular function (GO): guanyl-nucleotide exchange factor activity
Source: RefSeq, a predicted model, not a curated record
AUGUCCGCGAGCCUUGUUUCCACCGAGGAAGUCGCCCCUGGGCAGUCAUCGGCACGCGAAUCGCCCGCCUUAGGAGUAGACGCAUGUCCUACCUGCGGAACCUCCUCCUCGCUCCUGCCGGACCUGGAUCCGACUGUCGCCGCGAAGCGCAUCGUCGAGCUCGAGGCCCAAGUAAGGCUGCUCACGGACAAGGCCACCUCCGCUGUAGACAGGAUUGCAGAUUACGAGGACGAGCUGCGCCGUCUGAGGUCGUCGCAAACGGCGGGCAGCAAGCGCUUUUCAGUCGAUCCCGCGCUUGCCCUUACACCAUCCACCAGCAUUGCUUCCGAAGACGGCAUCAGGCCCCAUACUGCUAAUCCAACAGGCGCUGCUCCUGCCUCGCGCAUGUCCCGCUUUUCUUCUCUCCUCACGCGCAAGUCCAUCAGCGGCCCUUCCUCAUCCGGUCCCUCCGUGACUCCGCUCCCGUCGGCCCUACCCCACAGAUCGGAUGAUGAUGAGCUUCGCGAUGCUCUUGAGAAAGAGAGAUGCCUUCGUCGCGACGCCGAGACAAAGGUUUCCGCCAUGAGCAGCGAAAUUGAGGAGCUUAGCGUGACGCUUUUCCAGCAAGCGAACGAAAUGGUGGCUGAGGAGCGCAGGGCCCGCGCAAAACUGGAAGAGCGCGUUGCCGUUCUGGAGAAGAGAGACAAAGAGAAGAGAUCCAGGCUGGAAAGGCUCGAAAAUGCCGUUAAGCGAAUCGACAGGGUCCGUGGAUUGCUGGCGACUUGA